Messenger RNA from Nezara viridula (southern green stink bug), 5193 nucleotides. The record is from the annotation of a GenBank genome assembly. Lineage: Eukaryota; Metazoa; Arthropoda; Insecta; Hemiptera; Pentatomidae.
GUAAGUGUCUGUUGUUGACGGUUCAAAUGGAUUCGUAUUUUAAGGAAGCUGAUUUAUUUGAUGUAUUUAAGUCGGGCAGAUCUUCUGAAUCAGAUGACAGCCAACGUCUUGUGAUAGCUGAAGAAUACGAAGAUUCUGGAGGUUCUGAGAGCAACGAAAGUUUGCAAGAUAAUACAGAAAAAAGAUACACUUACGAAGAAUACAAGAAGAUAUGCGUUCGAAAUUUCAUUUUGAAAAAACUGACAUACUUCAAACUCAAACGUCUUAUGGCGUUAUAUCAAACGGAAUUGUCUGAAAAAAUUAUAUCAUGUCGCAGAAAAAGUCUAGCUUCUUGGAAGACAGCUAAAACGAUGUCUAAAACACUGAUGAUGUUCCAUUUAAUGUUUGAAGAAACGAAAGAGAAUAUAACACUGGAUAGCAUUUAUUAUCAACGGAUGUCCGACCUGAUAUCAAUUUAUAUUGAUUUCGAAAUUAAAGCAUCUGAAGUUAGUGUUGAGAGUGCAUGUAUUUUAUCAAGUCGCAUAACAUCUCUAAUGGAGAAAUGUCUGGAUCAUCAACAUAGAUUCACACUUGACACAAUAUUAAAGUCACAUAACAUUUGCAAUAAAUUUCAAGAAAUUAGUACACUUCUUAUUAGUCGUGUUGUUAGAGGCCUUCCUUCAACUAAACAUUCUGAGCAAUUUUUUUUGCGCUCAAUGUUAGUGUUUAAACUCUGGAUACAGAUAACUAAAGAUGUGAAUGAGAGAACAAAAAUUUUAAAAUUAGCUUCUCAUUUGGCCAAACCUCCCGUGGAGCUAAUGAAAGAUCCUUCUAAAUUGGCAAAAGAUAUACUACCUUGUAAUUUCCAUAAAUGUUAUAUCGAUUUAGCAACUUAUAUUAUAGGAACACCUUGGCCAUUGCGAAAAAAGAUAAAGACAUUUUUGGAACAUACAAGAAUUGUAGAAACACAUAUUCCAAAAGAAUCUUUCUCAAAAUCAUCUGAAAUAUCUGAGGCACAUAAAAAUGAAGAAAUGGCUGAUAUAAAGGCUUUUAAGGAAAUACAGUUUGGUCUACAGGAAAUCAUACUUUCAGAGAAAAAAAGUAAACAAAUCAUCAAAACAUUGAAGAAUAGUCAUUACAAGUAUGCUCCUUUUGAAGAACUUAGUGAAAUGGACCCACUAUCCUAUGAAUACACCAAAAUAAGUAAAAAAGAUGUAUCUACUCAAACUCUUGCAGAACAAGAUGAAGAAUUUUCAUUCUCUCAUUCAAAAGUUAUUCAUGAAUGUAUCAAUGAAUUGUUUAAACGGAUUGUUGAACAUACAAAUGUGGAACAAAUUCAAAACCAAGAUAGUGAAGAAAGAAAUUUACAACAUGGUAAAAUACUUGCUGAACUUUCAAUAACUGAUAUGCCAAAUAACAUUAGAAAUGCAAAUUUUCUGCAAGAAUCUAUUCCUAAAGAAGUUACAGAUUUAUUAAACUUUGAUUCUAGUCCAACAGAUAAGAAAAAAACGAUCAUGCCAAUUAUUGAUAGUCAUGGAAACAUUAAAAAAAAUGAUGUAGCAGUAUUAAAAGAUAUCAGAAAAAACAAGAAACAUAUGGAAAAUGAAAUGGUGUCCACAAUAUCUGUAAGGCCUGCUGCCACUAUUUCAAAUAAUUUGGAUAAUGUAUCGACUAAAGCUAUGGCUGACUGGCAUACCCCUGAAGUACAUUGUCAGUCAAAUGUAAGUUCCUACAAUCCAUUGUUACCAUCAUACAGAAUGCCAAUGGCUUCAGGCCUCAUAAACAAAGGACCAACUGAAAUCAACCAACAUGUUCCUGAACUUCCUUCUAUGACAUCUGCAUUAACUUCGCAACAAGAGAUUCCAACAGGUUUAAAUAAUGAACAGCUCAAUCCAUAUGCUAACUUAGUAAGAGCAACUGACUCUUUGAUAUCGCCCAACAGUUCUUUGUCACUGGCCCCUACUCCUCCUCAUUCAGAACUUAAUUUAACUAAUGGUUCUCCCACAACAUUAUUAAACAGACGAGCAGUUCUGAAAAGUAGUUUUAUCAGUGAUUCAUUUCCAGGUUGCAGAGAAGAUGAAAUACUUGUCAAAGAUACCUCAAUUAAGUAUUACCCACCUUUGUCAAAAAAUAAUUCAAAUCCAACUUCAUUUAAUCAGGUUCAAGGCAUGACUUCAGCAGGAGGGAUGAGGGACUGCAAUCACCCUAUACAACAACCACAUCCAAUGACGUUUAACCAAUACAGUUGCAGGCCUCAUUAUCCUCCAGUGAACAAUCCAUUUCGUUUUUAUGAUGAUGAUACAAUUGCAAAUUCUAGUACAAGAAUCAUGGGAAGACAGCGUGAAUGUUCAGUAGAUCCUCAUUCUUUAAUGAGAAAUACUGUUCAACUCCAACACCCACUACCUUUUAAUUUACCUUCUGGAAACAAUGAUGAACCAAUGUCCUAUACAAACCAAGCUAAAAGGAAAGGUAGGGGUAAUGGAAAUACAUCAUCCACACAGCGUACUAAUAGAAAACAACCUCCUGGAGUACCAGCUAAUAUUGUACUCAACACUAAUCUAAGUUAUGAUAAUCCAGCUUUGCAAAGAUGGCAUAACAUUCCUACACAACAAUAUAGUAAUUCAUUCAGAACUUUAGAUUCUAGUUGCAUACCUAAUUCAAGUUCUCAAUCUAUUUCAAGAUCUCUUGCCCCAAGCCCUAUUUUUCGAAAUGAUUCACAACCUCCAUCCUCCAAGUUACCUUCUUAUGACACAAUACGAAAGAAAAACAAUGGGUUGGAUACAGCUUUACCUAUUACAGAAUCUCCAUCCAUCAGUUUGCCAAUUAACACGAUUGGUAAUUAUUUUCCUGAUCCCAAUGUUCCAAUAGCUGUGCCAAUUGCUAGUUCUCAAUCUUUUUCACCCAUAAUUAAUAAUUCACUUAAUUUACCUGCUAUAAAUAUUCCAUCUUCUUUAACAGCCACAAAUGUUUCGGUUUCUGGACCAGUUAUUUCUGCAUCAACUUCGUUUUCAGUUCCAACAUCACCAGAAACUAAUUCAGAAAUAAUGAAGUCGAACAAUUUUUAUAGGAGAUAUCCAAAUGAUUUUAGAUUCACCAAGUUUCAAUUAUUCCAGAAUUCUCUAAACUUCGCAUUUCGUAAAGCUAUUAUUUUGCUAACAUGCAAAAAUGAUCUUGGAUUUUUAGAAUAUAAUUUUAAGAAAAUGCCUAUCCCUUUACAAGCUUUUGAAGAUGGAUUGUAUUUUUUUGAGAAAUCUAAAAGCAACAUUGAUAAUAUUGUUACUUUAUUGUCUCAAACAAAUGGAAAUUUUAUGAAUGAGAGAAAUAUGUUUCCACCUCAACUAUUAAAAGUUAAUAAUAUUGAUAUAUACAAAGGUAAAGUUAACAUGGGACAGGAACAGAGGAAGCUGCAUGAAAUUACUCUUCACAAUGAUUACUCAUCAUUUGUUUAUCAAGAUAAAAUUAGAAAUUUGUAUUCUAGGUUUAGCAGCUUAUCACAUAAUGAUUUUAUGGUUAAAUCAGAUCAAAAAAUUAGAUGUAAUUGUUUACAGUGUUUAGUAAAUACAAUUGUGUUGGUUGUUAACCGAACAAUUCUUGAUCACUUCAGACAUUAUCAGAAAUAUAUUGCAUCUAAGGAUCCUAAAGAAAAUGAAAAAAAUCAAGCUUCGAAGAUGGCAGAGACCUCUAAAAGAUCCUUAGAAAUGAGCAUCGAAGAAGAAGAAUCCCCUCUUCCCUUAAAAAAACGACUUACUUCAACAUCUCCAAAUGAAGUUAGAUCUGUUAAAGACAUUGAGGUUUCAUACCCCUCCACUCCUAUGAUCAGUAUUGCUGAACUUGAACUUUUGAAGAAUAUGCCUACAAAUAUAGAAAAUAUAACUGAAUCAGUUAGUGGAAUUCCAAACAGUAGAAUUCCCAAUUACAUUGCUGAACCACAGUUAUCUGAAAUCAAUAAAAAUAUUUCCACUAAUAAACCAGUUCCUGAGGUUACCACAUGUCAUGUUUUAGAAAACAAUGAAUCCAGAAUUAUAUCAACUAAUAAUAAUAAUUUAUCGCAUGUUUCGAGUUCACCAGUUGUGGAAUGCACAGUUGCUGAACAGCCAAGGAAAUCACAGGAAAAGAAUGUUAGUAAAAAGUCUCUUCGAAGAACCCGUCAGUAUGAAAAGAAAAAUGGCCGAAAAUAAAUAUUCAUUGGUAGUCUUGAAAGCGGAAAAUUGAGAUUAAGUGAAAUAAUUUUUCUCAAAGGAAUAAAAAUUGAAUUUUUCAUAAGGGCCCAAAUACAUUACUUAACAUUUUUUAAAAUAUUGAAGACAAAUAAACAUAUAUUCAAGAAAUAGCUGAAAGAAACUGUUACUAGAUUUCUCUCAUUGCAAUAUUUUUUGUUUUUACUCUUAAUGUCUAUGGCUUACAAGUUUUUGAAUUUUUAAAAUUAACCAUUUGGACAUUGGUCAAGUGUUGGUAAUUGGUAUUGUGAUUUAAUCUACUGGGGAAAAAGUAAUUAAUUUUUUUCCUCAACUUUUUGAUGCUUUAGAUAUUUUAAGAUUUAUUAAAUUAUAAUUUUUGUUCUUUACAUGUUCCAAAAAUUCAAACUAAGGAAUUAAUUUUUUACUAUUAUUAAAAUAGAUUAUGUGUAUAAUAAGCUCAGUUAUUACAGCUAUUACAAUUGAAGAAUUUGUGAUUCUAGUAAUUAACUAUAAUUUAAAUAAACUCUAACCAACUUAUAUUUUUUUCUUUAUAAUUUUAUGCUUAAUUCUUCUACAUAGUUUCUGUUUUAAUAUUUAUUGGCAGUUUAUUAUGUAAACUGUUUUCUUAUAGUUAGUUAUAUAUGUUUGCAUAUUUCUUAUCAAUUGAUGUCUAGUACUUUGAGAUACUUUAGAAUAAUAUGGGCAUGAUACAGUAAGGAUAUAUUUUUUCAUAAUUUUCUAGUAAUAAAAAAUAUAGCAUUUUAGUAUAUUAGUUCAUACUUUUUUUUUUUAUUGCUCUUCUGCAUGUUGAAGCAUUUUCAACAUUUAGUACUUAUAAAUUACUCCAUGUGGUCAUUGAAAGAGCACUACUGAUUUGUAUUUCUGUUACUUUUAAUGUAAAAUAUAUUUUAAACUAGUUUUGAGUUUUUGUUUCUAUUUUUUCAUUCCAUUAUACUUUUUUUUUAUCAUUUUGACUUGGUAGAUGAUACACUUUUAGAAGUUUGAUUGUUAGUAUUUCAACAUUUGGAAAGAAUCU